GUUGCAGGAGGCAGCUUAACCUCUUGUGCUGCAACACCAGCCCCUCAGUCCUUGGUUUGGAACUCAGUUUGCAUCCUUGGGUAGUCCGCUAACCUCUGAAAACUUCACUUUGUUCUUUCAAGUGGGAGUUUGGCUCUGCGGUGGUUCCUAACUCACGUGACACGUCGUGAUCACCUGCACGGCUUGACAGAGCCCUGCAGCCUGAUCGUACCUGCACAGACUCUGGUUUGCCUCUGAAUUCACCCUCUCUCCUGGCAUAGCCGGUGCUGAUGGCUGGGAACAAAGGCAGGGGGCGUGCUGCCUAUACCUUCAAUAUCGAGGCUGUGGGGUUCAACAGAGGAGAUAAGUUACCUGAUGUAGUAUUGAAACCACCACCAGUGUUUCCGGAUACAGAUUAUAAGCCAGUGCCGCUGAAAACAGGGGAAGGCGAAGAGUAUAUGCUGGCUUUGAAACAGGAACUGAGAGAAACCAUGAAACGAAUGCCUUACUUUAUUGAGCCACCUGAGGAGAAGCAAGAUAUUGAAAGGUAUAGCAAAAGAUGUAUGAAGGCAUACAAAGAAGAAUGGAUGCCAGAUUGGAGAAGACUUCCAAGAGAGAUGAUGCCAAGAAAAAAAUGUAAAAAAGCUGGACCAAAAUCCAGAAAGGCCGAUGACGCUAGGCAAGCCCCGGCCCUGCCUAGCACUGUGGACGUGUUGAAGAAGAUCGAGGAAUUGGAAAAGAGAGGCGAUGGUGAGAAGUCAGAUGAGGAAAAUGAAGAGAAAGAAGGCAGCAAAGAGAAGAACCAAGAAGGCGACAAUGAUGAUGACGAUGAUGAAGCCGCAGAGGAGGAGGAGUAUGAUGAGGAAGAGCAGGAGGAGGAAAAUGACUACAUCAAUUCCUACUUUGACAAUGGCGAUGACUUUGGUGCCGACAGUGACGACAACAUGGACGAAGCAACCUACUAGCCGUGAGGUUUCUCAGAAAGUAUUUUUAUAGUGCAGCUUCCAGGCAUUCAGACAGACUCGUUUUCUGUUUUAUUUCUGAGGAGCAAUGGGCGCCUGUUUGAUUUUCGUUACCCUUUUGUGGGCAGAUACUGAGACUCGGUACCAACAUUCUCAGAACCCUGUUUCUGCAGUAGUUGCCUUGUACAAAACCUGUCCCUGGCACUCAACAUUCCCGCUAGACACCUGCUCCUAGUUCUCUCGCAGAUACAUUUGUGUUGUUAGAGUUGGAUCUGCCUUUUGAGUUUUUACAUCUCUUCAUCUGUGUAUCCAUACUUGAACAAACCAUUCUUGUGUAACUGCUGAUCUUUUGUACAGAUAUUGUCAGUGGAUUUUUAUAAUCCACAAAUCAAUUUUAAACAGCACAUGUAGCACUUUAAAAAAAAAAAAAGCGAUGAAACUUGAAACUAACUGCUUUCUGCUUUGAUGUGGUAUGUUCUGUACCACUACAUCAUGACCUUAACCUACCUGAGCUGUGAACAUGUACAAACUUAGAGAGAUGAGAAGAUUUGUGAUGAAAACAUCCCACAGAGAGACAGGCCAAGUCGAGCUAUGCAUCUCUGGGUACAAAUCUCAUAGCUCACAUCUCAUAAGAGACUUGGAUGAACACACUGUUUGUAUUUAGUGCUAACUAUGCCACGCAAGGGAACUUCACGGAGUUCACGGAAACUAGAACUGCAAGUUGAUUUUGGUGCAAAAUACUUUUUAAGUUGUAUGUAUGUGAAAUCAACACCUGUAAUAAGUCUUAACAUCUUAAAAAUGGUUGGGAUCAUAAAACAUGAGACUGCCACCCUGCAUAGCUCGGCACUUCACCCGGGUGAGGAGUAGGUUCUGCACCGUCAGUUGUGUUGUGGAAUGUGUGUGUGUGAUUUCUAUGAUUCUGUGUGCCACAGGUCUGAGCUAUACAAUCCAUUCCUAUCACAGCACAGGAUGAACUCAGGUCACUUUCAAAUGAACCUAACUUCAAAGCUAGCUCCCCAACGUCUUAUAUUUUGAUGGGGGAAGUAACCCAAAACUGCAGCCUCCAAAGACUCAAAGAUGCCAAAGAUUUUUCAAGGCAACUCAUAUCUCAAAGAUGAUUUGUUAUUUUAUUCACCAGGUGAAGUCAAACUUUGUUACCCCCUUUGAGGAGAUACCACCUGUUGUCCCCUGAGGCAGUGCCACCCUGUGCUAUUAAACUCAGCCCUGAAACCGAGCUUGGCAAAGUUCUGUGCCUUAGUUUCUCUGCUUACAAAUAACUUCAACACCAACUGAGCUGUGCUACAUGUAGACCAGCUCACUUCUGAAAUGUGGUUGCUACCCUCUAAAAAUGUUACAGCCUAGAAAGUAACCAAAACCACAUUUGUGAAACUUGUUGCCUUCACAAAAACAUAUUAACAAUCCUUUUUGGUGGGGAAAAUGGGAGCAGAUUUCUGUCAUCUGUGCCAUUCUGUAAUGUGACUUUCUCAGGACAUAGGCCAAUGUCAGCAGCAACACUUCCUUGAAUAAUUACUAUGGGGUGUGAGGCCCCGCGUCACUAGGUUAGUGAACCCCUUUUUGCUUAAGGAAGCUUAUAAAAAAUGUUUAGGGUAAGUCACAGCAAUCUACUUAGAAACCCCCAAGAGGGUCUUCAGUAGCAGUGGGUAACGCUGUCAUACAGGAUUAUUGGCUAGCACACGGUUCAUUCUCUCACCUCCCGAGUACCACAAUCCAGUACCAGCUAGACCACACAACUCCUCUCUGCAGUUCUGGUUAUAUGUUUCCUUACACAUCUGCAGAUAACAUCUUCCAUUAGGCAAGUGAAACAAAGGUGAAAGUAUUUCUUUUCCUAGCUCUCAAUUUGCAGUCAUUGUUUUUGUCCUGAGAAAGGUCGGGCGCCCCAGCCACUCGCUCCCCAUCUGGAAGCUUUAAGUAUUGUGGAUACAGGCACAAGUUGCAAGCUGCUUUGCCAACAGAAGUCUCAUUUUUCUCCCUUACAGUGUACACUGUGAAGUUAUUCCAUGGGAAAAUACACAUUAAUUUUGCCUUUUAUGUAUAAAAAAAGUAUUGAAGUGUCAAGAACUGUUACAGCAAGCAAAAGCGGUUGCUACAAUGCUUA
Molecule: messenger RNA, 3057 nt
Organism: Ochotona curzoniae (black-lipped pika)
Lineage: Eukaryota; Metazoa; Chordata; Mammalia; Lagomorpha; Ochotonidae
Gene: POLR3G
Product: RNA polymerase III subunit G
Exons: 8
Coding region: 270-944 (224 amino acids)
Biological process (GO): cell population proliferation; transcription by RNA polymerase III
Cellular component (GO): RNA polymerase III complex
Source: RefSeq, a predicted model, not a curated record